GAGGACACUUCCGGUUACGCCGGAAGCCUGUAUAAGAGGCCUGCGGAGACCCGGUGAGGCGUUCACUUUGUGCUGGGGCGCUCUAGUGCGACCAUGGACCGGAAGAAAAAGCCUUUGGACGUCACGGCGUCCUCGUUGGUAGACCUUAAGGCUGAACUCUUCCGAAAACAAGAAGAAUUCAAACAAGAAAAACUUCUAAAAGAUGCUGGAGUUUUGGGGAAACCAAAACCAACUACUAAGAAACCAAGUAUCUGGAGCAGACAAAACACAGGAGUUUCGAAUCGAGCUGAGAAGGAUGCUGAACAGAAGAUUGAGGAACAGAAGACUUUGGACAAAGCGAGGGAGAAAUUGGAAGAAAAAGCCAAAUUAUAUGAAAAAAUGACUAAAGGAGCCUUUAUAGAUGAAGAAGUGGAGGAUAUGUACCUUGUGGAUUUCACACAGAAGAUCAUAGACAAACGCAAAGAAAUGGAAGAGCUUGGUGCCAAUAGAGAUUAUAGAAAGACAGAAAGAGAUGAUGAUGAAGAAACCGUUUCUGAAAAAGAUAUCCCUCCUCCCCAGGAUCCCAGUGAAGAAUGGGUGGAUUAUGUGGAUUCUUUAGGGCGAUCCCGGCGCUGUAUGAGAAAGGAUUUGCCACAUCUGCUGGAAAUGGAUAAAAAUCUUCAGGGGAGGCUUUUCAUUAGUCCUGCAAAUGAAAAAACCUUACUAUCUGAAGAUAUGAGAAAAGAACUCCAGCGCCAGCAAUGGGAGGAAGAAGAGAGGGAGUCCCUGAGAAGACCAAUGGGACCCGUACAUUACGAAGACAUUCGUGAAAAUGAGGCCCGGCAACUUGGUGUUGGAUACUUUGCCUUUGCCCGAGAUAAAGAGUUGAGAAACAAGCAGAUGAAAACUUUAGAAAUGCUGCGUGAGCAGACAACAGAUCAGAGAACAAAACGAGAAAAUAUAAAGGAAAAGAGAAAGGCUAUGUUAGAAGCAAGACUUGCCAAACUCCGACAAAAAAAGAUGAAAACAUCUAAAGAGGAUGGAGCAGAGGAAGAAAUUAGAGAUGGAGAUGUUAUUGGGCCAUUGCCACCAGAACCAGAGGUCAUGCCAGCUCCUCAUACAGCUGCCCAGAGUAGCAAAGUCGAAGUCAUCGUUCAGGAGAGGAAGGAUACCCGGCCUGGGGUGCCACACAUCCGGGAGUGGGACAGAGGAAAAGACUUUUCCUUUGGGUAUUGGUUGAAGAGGCAAUCAGAUCUCCGGGCUGAGAGAGACCCUGAGUUUGCCCCACCAUCGAAUUACUUUGUGGACCAAAAAAGAACUGGUUCUCUGAGUAGCCAGGCAUGGAACAGACCUGCACCUGCACAGAGUGACCCGGGGCAGCACCCUGGCCAGAGCCAUGACCCCAGCUCUUCACAUACAUCAUCCACUCCAGCCCCCAGCGGCCUACCACAAGCCCAGGCGGUCACUUUUGAAACUCUGGAUGAUAUGAUUUCAUACUAUAAACAAGUGACAUGAACUUAAAAACACUAUAACUUGGGUCUGUACUAUUGAUGGUGCCUUCCUCUCCCAGAGCAGAGAAAAUAACUUAACUUUAGGGACUGAACUGUAACUUUCUCUUCCUGUCUUUUCCCUGAAGAUCCAGACUUCAGGCUGUAUUUGUCAGCAGGGAAGAAAGUGAAUGGUACUGUGGGAACUCCGGCCACUUAGCUGUUCAUUUCAUUCUCAUUGGUAUGGAGAUACCAGUUCAUCUGGAUUUACAUGUGAGCUGAGGUAGAGUAAACAUACUCUGUAAUACUUGAUACUAAGGUGUUUGCAAUCCUGUCUGCUUCAUACCCACUCCCAAGACUUAUUCAGAUUUAAGGGUUCCACUCCUUUCCUUUUGCCAGUACUAGCUUGUAGGUGUCUUUGUUCCAAGCAUUCAGCUUCCAGGUCAUUUGGUGGAGCAUCUGUCAGGAAGAAUUUUAGCCUGUCAAAUGAUGGCACAUGAGGGUACACUGGGAGGCAAAGUGAUCUAGUCUCCAGGAGGACCCUGACACUAAUGGAGAAUUAAGCAUAUCAUUUGAAAUGAACAGGAAGACCAGGGAGGACUUCACAGUCCAGAAAGGUAGACAUUGACGUCACUUGCUCUUACUAUCACUCCUUUUUGAGUGGCGAUUAUCACAGCCACGCUUAGUGGGCGUUCAUUAAGUGUGUAUUGAGUGAUGGGCACAUGUGGAGGUUGCUGGGCAUGGUAAGAGCUGUGCUCCUUGGCCACCAGGGUUGGAUUUUCAUCUCCACCUGCCUCCCUGGUUCUCCCGCUCUGGGCCCUGAUCUCUCUUGGGAGCUGAGUCAUCUCAGCCUGGGUAGGAUGGACUUGCGCUGGAGUGAGGGACAGCAAGGUCCUUUUGUCUUUACUAACAAGUGGGUGAGCAGAACUCCAGAAGGACUUCCUGUGCCUGAGUACCAUUCCCGUCCUCUACCUACUACACCUCAAUGUUCUCUUCACAGCUGCAGACAAGCAGUAGAAGUUGACCACCAGGUCCACAGGGCUGUUACAGCUGCCUCCCAGGCCAGUGAGUCUUGUAAGAAGGUGUUAGAGCAGGUCCUCAAAGCACCUGCUGGAGCCUGUGGUCUCUGUUCCCACAGCACAGUGGUGUUGAUGGGAGUACAGAGAGGGUCCGUGACUAGUCACGUGAUAUCUAAGUGGCAGAUUGUUUAGGUGCAUGUUUGCUUCAGACUCAUGUUUUCUUCAUCACCCUCUGCUCUCAGUCUUUUGCCCCAGUAUGGAUCAGUAAUAGACAAAAUUCCAAAUUCUUGCAAACUUAACCUCUGAAGUCCAGAUCAAGGGUGGAGUUGCGAGACCUAUUAAAUGGUCAUUUUGUCAGCCUGAUCAGGCAAAUAUCUCUCCUAACAAAAAUGAAAACCAACUGACCCAGCUGCCUUUUUCUGCAGAAAAGGGACCAGAAUAUCAAAUAUUCAAAACAAUUUUGAAUAAGAACAAAGUUGGGGGACUCACUUCCUGAUUUCAAGACUUACUACAAAGCUACAGGGAUCAAAACAAUGUGGUCCUGGACUUCCCUGGUGGCACAGUGGUUAAGAAUCCGCCUGCCAAUGCAGGGGACAUGGGUUCGAGCCCUGAUCCGGGAAGAUCCCACAUGCCGCGGAGCAACUAAGCCUGUGCACCACAACUACUGAGUCUGCACUCUAGAGCCCGGGCCCCUAGAGCCCAUGCUCUGCAACAAGAGAAGCCACCACAAUGAGAAGCCUGCACACCACAACUAGAGAAAGCCUGCGUGCAGCAACGAAGACCUAACGCAGCCAAAAAUAUAUAAAUAAAUAAAUUUAUAAAAAAAACAAUGUGGUACUGACAUAUUGAUAAAUCACUGAAACAGAGUUGAGAGUCCAGAAAUAAACCCAUACAUCUAUGGUCACUUAAUUUUUUGACGGUGCCAAAAUCAUCCAGUAGGGAAAGAACAGUCUUCUACAGAUGGUUCUGAGACAGCUGACUCGCCACAUGCAAAACAAUGGACUUGGACUCAUACGUCUCACCACAUAAAAAACAAAAGCACCUCAAAAUGGACCAAAGGCUUAAAUGUAAAAGUGUAAAACCAACUGAAACAGCUUGUAGGACAAAAGGAGAGGAGACAAAAAGAAAAAUUGGAAUACUAAAAGGAAAAAACAAUUAUUAGAUAUUAUUAGAUAUCCUAGAAUCAUAAGGAAAAAUAGAAGAAAAGAGAAGGUGAAUAAUAGACUAGAGAAAGAUGGGAAGAGGUUGUGUUUAUAAGGUAGAGCAGAAGGUCUCGAGAGGCAUAGUGUAGAGAAGGGAUGGGAAGACUAGGCAGGCAGCAACAAGCACAUGAGUAUAGGAGGCAGUGGUCACGGAAGGGGCCCCCAAAUAACCUUUUGUCCUUGCCCAGGGCACCCACGUUGGACGGCAGAGCAGCCUGUGCAUGCUGGCUCAGGGUCACUGUCGACUAAUAACUGUAAGUUGGAUAUUCUCUAGGAUUUCAAAGACUAUAAGCCUUUUUCUAAUCUCAUUUUAACAGCAUAUGUUGAGUGUUUUAUGAGCCCAGUUGUUUUAUCCUCUUCCAUUUCGGACUCAGGGUCCUUCAGCGUUAACACAAUUCCAGUUUUAGUGUUUCUUGUGGGCCUGUUUUGUAGGAGUGUGUCCAGCAGAUGGCACUGGAGUUCUUAGGCUGCAGACCCGUGCUCUGGUAGCACUGCCCAGUAGAAAUGAGGUAUAAGCUGUGUGUGUCAGUUUCAGUUUUCUAGGAACCACAUUUAAAAAGUGAAAUUAAUUUUGUGGUAUACAGUCAUCCCUCUGUAUGUGCCAGGACCUGCCAUGGAAACCAAAAUCCGUGGAUGCUCAAGUUCCACAGGCGGCCCUCUGUACCCACAGUUCUGUAUCUGGUUUCAACCAACUGUGGAUCCUGUAGUGCUGUAGUAGUAUUGAAAGAUACGUGCAUAAGUGGACCCUCACAGUUCAAACCCAUGUUGUUCAAGGGUCAACUCUAUUGAAUCCAGUAUAUCCAAAAUAUUUCAACAUUUAAUCGAUAUACAAAACGUUUAAUGGGAUAUUUUGCAUUUCUUUUCACACCAAGUCUUCAAAAUCUGUGUAUCCACUUACAGCCCAUCUUAAUUCAGAUGCUAAAUUUUCAUGAGGAAUACUUGAUCUGUAUUUAGAUUUCAUAAAAUACAUUUGAAAGUAGAUUCACAUACCCAGGUUCAUCCAAAUAUACUGAAAACAUUUAAGAGUUUGCCAAUAACUGAAUUAUCAAGUUUUAAGUUUAAUAAAAUGUAGUUCCUUAGUCAUACUACACCACAUUUCAGAUGCUCAAAAGACACAAGUCUAGUGCUACUGAAUGCACAGCACAACUCUAAAUGAUCUGUUUUUACAUGUUCUGUGGUCUGACUGUACAUAACUCUCCUGUUAGUAACUAAAGGGUUGGCAAACACAUCUCUUCCAAGCAUACAUUAAGCAUUCAUGCUACUCCUAUGGCUUGUUUGACUUGGGAGCUAGCAGUGCUGAAAUCUAUCAGAAAGCAUGACCACACCUCAUUCGUGGCAUUGUGGAGCUAAGCGAAAUAUUUUGGAUCAGAAAUUGCUUUGAAUUAUUUGUUUUCAUUGUAAUCUUUUCUCCAUGCCUUUGUGUGUUUUGAUACAGUUCGUUUGAAUUGGCUAAAUAAAACAUUUUGUUUGCUUGCAAAA
Molecule: messenger RNA, 5166 nt
Organism: Orcinus orca (killer whale)
Lineage: Eukaryota; Metazoa; Chordata; Mammalia; Artiodactyla; Delphinidae
Gene: CCDC174
Product: coiled-coil domain containing 174
Exons: 11
Coding region: 94-1494 (466 amino acids)
Cellular component (GO): nucleus
Source: RefSeq, a predicted model, not a curated record